AUGGGCUCAAUCUACAUCCCAACAACCCAAACAGUCGCCCUAGUCCGCGACCUCGGCGGCGAAGUCGAGUUCAAAACAGACUAUCCAGUCCCAACACCAGGCCGCAACGAAGUCCUCGCACAGGUUCUCUACACGGGAGUCUGCCAAAGCGAUCUGCACACUAAAUCCGGCACCGCAGCCGGACCAGACGGCAAUCCUAUAACAAAGAUCAAGUUACCUCACGUCGGUGGCCACGAAGGAAUCGGUCGGAUCAUCGCUCUGGGCCCGGAUAUCGAGCAUGGGGCUGGUCUGAAGGUUGGCGGACUUGUCGGAAUUCGAUUCUCGAGUCGUAUUUGUCGACGGUGCGAGUUUUGUCUUGCUGGUACGGAGCAGUAUUGCGUGGCGAGCACGAACCACCUGCAUCAUGAAGAUGGGAGCUUUCAGCAGUAUAUUGCGCUUGAUGCGGACUAUUUGACGCUUUUGCCGGAUGAUGUUGAUCCGAAGGUUAUGGGACCUGUGCUUUGUGCGGGAUUGACGGCUUAUAAGGCUGUGUUGAAUGCGAAUGUUCGCCCUGGGAGCUGGUUAGUGGUGGUUGGAGCGGGAGGUGGUCUUGGACAUCUGGCUGUGCAAUAUGCAAGGGCACAGGGGGCUCUCGUUAUUUGUGUUGAUACUGGCCCGGGCAAAGGAGAUUUUGUGAAAGGCCUGGGCGCACAGGAAUACAUUGACUUUGCUAUGGAGGAUCCAGUCAAAAGAGUCCAAGAAAUUACAGGACUGGGUGCGCAUGCAGCCAUUGUGACAGCAGGCAAUGCGAAGGCAUUUGCCCAUGCCUGUGACAUGCUGCGGGGUCUUCGAAUCACGGGAAACCUGGUUGGAUCAUUGAAGGAAUGCAUGGAGGCCGUCGAUCUCGUUCGACGCGGAAUAGUGAAACCUGUCAUCAAAGUCCGCCCGUUCAAGGAUCUACCGCAGGUGUACAAGGAGAUGGAGAGAGGUGAUAUUGCUGGCCGCAUCGUUCUCCAGCUCACAAAAUGA
Messenger RNA from Penicillium brevicompactum, 1008 nucleotides. Its product is annotated as zinc-dependent alcohol dehydrogenase. The record is from RefSeq and is a predicted model, not a curated record. Lineage: Eukaryota; Fungi; Ascomycota; Eurotiomycetes; Eurotiales; Aspergillaceae. Gene Ontology annotation, molecular function: zinc ion binding; oxidoreductase activity. The transcript has 5 exons. The coding region runs from base 1 to 1008 and encodes 335 amino acids.